CACGAGUCAUUGCCGCUCAACUGGAACGCUCCUUCAUGUACUCAACACCUCCACUGGGCAUUUGUGCAAUCGAGAGGUACAGAUCAACACCUUCAUAGAAAGCAGAGUACGAAGAGCUUUUGUAUUUAUUAAUGAUCCAUGCCCCCCUCCGCACGAAUGCUAUUAAACAGUGGUCACAAAGUUUAUGUUAUGUUGGUGCAUACGUGGGAGAGCCAGAACUUCAGAAGCCGCUGCUAUAUGAUAUUCAGGACAAGGUCGUGUAUGAUUUAGACCCAGUCAUAACUGUUGUGAAAAUGCAGAUAUUCUGCGAAGUCUCUCGCAAUGCAGGGUAUCACUGGGCGUGGACUCGGUGCUGCAUGAGCCAGAAUAACAACCAACGAUCAGUCAACUCGAUGUUUGUCUUGUAUCAACACUUGGCACUCACCAUCGUCUACAUGUCGGAUGUUCUACUUUCUUCGAAGUCUGGCGCACUGCGUCUGGAAUAUGUGAGAUGGACUAAAUUAUGGGCUUUUGAGUUCUUAUCGGACGUUACUGAUCAGACAGAGAACAUGUAAAGUUCAUUGAGAGGAAAUGGUAGAUUGAGACUCGAA
Messenger RNA from Suillus plorans, 590 nucleotides. RefSeq lists its product as uncharacterized. The record is from RefSeq and is a predicted model, not a curated record. The transcript has a single exon. Lineage: Eukaryota; Fungi; Basidiomycota; Agaricomycetes; Boletales; Suillaceae. Bases 132 to 554 code for a protein of 140 amino acids.